Molecule: messenger RNA, 915 nt
Organism: Fonticula alba
Lineage: Eukaryota; Rotosphaerida; Fonticulaceae
Exons: 3
Coding region: 1-915 (304 amino acids)
Source: RefSeq, a predicted model, not a curated record
AUGAAUGACCUCCCUCCCGCCUCCUGCAGCGCCGGCGGCGAUGGCGCGCUCUGCGAGACGCCGGGUUUCCGUCGGGAACUGACCAUUGGCGCGGUGUCCCUACUGUGUCUGAGCCGCGGCAAUGCCUUCCUCCUGGCAGGGCUGCCCUCUUCCGGACAGACAACCCUGGCCUACCACCUGAUGUAUGGCCGGCCGGCAUGCGCCGCGCGUCGUGACUCCGGCAAGCCAGCCCUGCAGACGGUUGCCUCGCUGGCGGUCCUGGACGCACGGGUCCAGCUGCCGGCCAGCCUGGACACUGGCACCGAGCCCGGCGUCCCUGGCCCGGCCAUUCGCCUGCUGGCGGUCCCGGCCCGGCCAACCCUUCGUCCCCGGUGCCAGGAGUACCUGCGCGGGGAGGGGCUCGGUCGCGAGGGCGCUGCCUCGCGCCUUGGCGGUGUGCUUUUCACCGUGGCCGGCUCCACCAUCCUGGCCCCCGGCACCAAGGGGGCCACCUCCUCGGUGUCCAUCGAGCAGGUGGGCGAGGCUCUCUUUGACCUGCUGCGCCAGUGCUCCGCCCGGUCGCUGGCCCUGCAUGUCCUCCUCACCAAGAUGGACCAGGUUGCUCCGGAUGGCCAGUGGCAGGAGGCCUUCGGCGAGCGCGUUCGCACGGUCUUCUCCAAGGAGCUUCGGAGCCAGUUCAAGACCCGUGACUCCCUGAAUGCCAUCUCCAUUUCGGCCGGCGAGCGUCUGGACCUGGAGCCUCUGGCCGCGGCACUCGGCGCCCCGGGCGGGCAUCUGCAGCCCAUCGACUUCGACGGGCUCGGGAUCACCUUCGGCUUUGCGGGGGGUCUGGGCCCGGAGGCUGCCAACCCUGAUGCCCCGCUUUCCUGGUAUCCGGACCUGCGGGCCUUCUUCGAGGCGCACUCCACCAACUAG